Messenger RNA from Prunus armeniaca (apricot), 741 nucleotides. The record is from the annotation of a GenBank genome assembly. Lineage: Eukaryota; Viridiplantae; Streptophyta; Magnoliopsida; Rosales; Rosaceae.
AUGGUGGGUGCGUUCUCAGCCCAAACCCAAGGUCUCAAGCCAACAACACCACCAGCAACUACUGCUCUGUUCAACCCAUCUCUCUCAUCACCAUCUGAAUUGCUUUCAACUUCUCAUCUAUCACUCUUCAAGAACUCCACUUCAAUUGCCUGUGGAUUUUCUUCAAAGCAAGCUUCUUUUCUCAGAGGUCAAUUCUGUAGCAGACACUUUCUUGGGUUUGAUUACAAUCUUGCUCGAAGAAAACAAGCAGGGCAUGUUGUUUCACCAUGCUGCGUCCUUCCGUUAACUGAAGAAAAUGUAGAGAAAGUCUUGGAUGAGGUACGACCUGGCUUGAUGGCUGAUGGUGGGAAUGUGGCACUACAUGAGAUAGAUGGCCUUGUUGUGGUAUUAAAACUGCAAGGAGCUUGUGGGUCAUGUCCAAGCUCAACAAUGACACUAAAGAUGGGAAUUGAGACCCGCCUGAGAGAUAAAAUACCCGAGAUUAUGGAAGUUGAACAGAUUCUGGACAGAGAGACAGGUCUUGAGCUAAAUGAGGAAAAUGUAGAAAAGGUUCUUUCUGAGAUUAGACCAUAUCUUGCCGGCACAGGAGGUGGGAUCCUGGAGCUUGUACAGAUCGAUGACUACGUCGUCAAAGUACGGUUAAGUGGACCAGCAGCCGGGGUCAUGACAGUUCGUGUUGCUCUAACACAAAAACUGAGGGAAAAAAUACCCGUUAUUGCAGCUGUUCAGUUGAUAGAAUGA